Messenger RNA from Penaeus chinensis, 3353 nucleotides. It is a transcript of the gene shop, whose product is annotated as sulfite oxidase-like. The record is from RefSeq and is a predicted model, not a curated record. The coding region runs from base 126 to 1811 and encodes 561 amino acids. Gene Ontology annotation, molecular function: molybdopterin cofactor binding; molybdenum ion binding; heme binding. The transcript is spliced from 11 exons. Gene Ontology annotation, cellular component: mitochondrion. NCBI's taxonomy places the organism in Eukaryota, Metazoa, Arthropoda, Malacostraca, Decapoda, Penaeidae.
AAAAACAUUAACCGACAACCGGACUAUUUACAACCGCAUACGCGUGCAAUUCACAGGCAGUAGAAAGUGUGCCAGGAGGAUGAGUGGACCGGUGUACUAGCAACUGAUUGUUCCUGGAAGCUAGAAUGACUAAUUUAAUGACCAGGGUAUUUUUACAAAGAUUACCCCCAAAGCUAUGUGCUAGCAUCAGUGUGGGGAGUAUCCGAUACAGACAGAGCCACUGGGAACACCAUGGGGAUGGAUCAAGCAAAAGACAUCGGGUACAUUUUCAGAACUCGGCUGUUGCGGGUUUGAUUGGGGUAGGGGCUGGAGUCGCACUGUGGCUCAACUCGCAUCAUUCUGCAGAAGCAGCCAGUCUACUCACAACAGAGGAAGAGGUUUCUACCUUUGGGGCUUAUCACGAUGGUCUACCAGAAUAUACCCUCGACGAUGUGUCUAAACAUGCCACUAUGGAGGACAGGGUGUGGGUGGCAUACAGACAUGGGGUUUAUGACAUUACUGAUUUUAUCCAGGAACAUCCAGGUGGAGACAAAAUCCUCAUGGGUGCAGGAGGGUCUGUUGAACCUUUCUGGGCCCUUUAUGCCGUGCACAAGAACCCGCAUGUGCUAGAGUUGUUUGAGAAGUACAGGAUUGGAAACUUAUCUUCAAGUGAUGUUGGUGCUCAGGUUAAAGACAUGGAUGACCCUUACGGCAAUGAGCCUCGUAGACACAUCGCCUUAAAGCCUUCAUCAAAAAAGCCUUUCAACGCUGAACCUCCUCUCCCUCUACUUGCCGACAGUCUGAUUACGCCAAAUGAGCUCUUCUACGUCCGAAACCACCUGCCAGUCCCUGACGUAAAUGCCUCGACCUAUGAGUUGGACAUCGCUGAUGAAGAGACCGAUAAGGAGAGAGUUCUUACACUGGACGACAUCAAGAAGUACCCCAAGCACACUGUGACUGCCACAAUACAGUGUGCGGGUAACCGUCGCUCGGAAAUGACAAAGGUGAAAGCUGUCAAAGGAUUGAGCUGGGGCCAAGCAGCUAUUGGGAAUGCCAGGUGGAGUGGAGCACGGCUCUGUGACGUGCUCAAGGAUAUGGGUAUAGAGCGAGAAACCACUGAUGCUUUACAUGUACAGUUUGAGGGGCUGGAUACAGAUCCUGCACACAUGCCAUAUGGUUCAAGCAUACCCAUUGAGAAAGCGCUAGACCCCUAUGGAGAUGUUAUUCUGGCAUAUGAGAUGAAUGAUGAACCCAUACCAAGGGAUCAUGGCUACCCUAUCAGGGUUAUAGUACCUGGGGUUGUGGGUGCUAGAAAUGUCAAGUGGCUAGGUAGGAUCAUUAUAUCCAAGAAAGAAUCAGAUGCCCACUGGCAGCAGAAUGACUACAAAGGUUUUGCCCCAAACGUUGACUGGGACACUGUUGACUUCAAGAAAUCUCCUGCUAUUCAGGAACUGCCUGUCAUCUCUGCUAUUUGUGAGCCACUACAAGGAGAGACAGUGAAGGUCAAAAACAGCAAGGUCAAGCUGAGAGGCUAUGCAUGGAGUGGAGGUGGGAGGAAGAUCAUCCGAGUGGAUGUUUCUGCUGAUGGAGGCAAGACAUGGCAAGCAGCGGACCAGUUAGAGUCAGAUGAAUCAGGUCACCCACGUGCUUGGGGAUGGUCACUCUGGUCGGCUGAGGUCCCUGUGAGCAAGAAAUCAGGGGAGGUCCAGCUCUGUGUCAAAGCAGUGGAUUCUCAGUACAACACCCAGCCAGAAAAUUUUGAAAACAUCUGGAACCUGAGGGGUGUCCUUGCCAAUGCAUACCACAGAGUUAAUAUCAAUAUUGAACAGUGAGAAGGCUGUUUUCCAUUAUAUUAAAGAUAUUAUGGAAGGGCUUAGUUUGUGGUUGAAUGAAAAGAAAGGAGAUGGGUAAGGGGGUAAAUAGUGUGGAUAGUGUUUUUAUUUUUUUAUUUUAAGGAGGUUUGUCCUUAGUUAUGAUUUAAUGAAGAAGAACGUUGAUGUGUGGAUGUGUGUAAAAGGGAUAGUUUUUAUUUGUAUUCAAACAUGCAAUACUAUUAAAGAGUUUCAACAUGGUUUUGCUUUUUUUGUCUUUAGUAAGACUAACUACUAAUCAACACACCAUUGCAUUGUGUUAAGCCACCGUGAUAUGUAAGAAAAAAAAUAAUUUAUUAUAUGCUGUGACCAGAGACCUCAUAUGAGAUUAUAUCCCAGUCAGUAAGGGUAAUAUGAGAUUAGAUUAGAAUAGAUAUGAAAUAUUCAUAUAUUGCACUAAGCUUAGUAACAUACUUUCAGCUCUGAAGUGGAAGUAAAAGCUUUCAUUAUUGAUGUUAUUUUUGCUUAUUAAUUUUCAGCCUUUUUAACUCACUGGUGACAGGUACAUCCAAUUCCCACUGCAAUUUUGUUUACAUAUAGGUAGAUGAUUUCACAAGUACCUAAUUGCCUAGAAGUCUUCCUUGCCUUGCCUUUUUACCCAUUCUUGAAUUUUAGAGAAAAAGCUUUUUUAAUUUCAAAUACAGUUAAUAUUAAUAUUAUAUUAUAUAGUGAGUUUCUUUAGACUCUGUUGAUAGUAAGAGGUAGCAUAACAUUGUACUUGAAGUUUGCAGUCCUGUGAAUUACGUCUCUUUCCUUCUUUUUCUAUUUAUUAUUUUUCUUCUUAGAUAUGUUUAAUAUAAAACAAAUUAUUUUUUCUGCCUCCUCUUGCCUUCCAGCUUUUCAGACACUUCUAGCUAAUAUCAUUAUAAUGUACAAUCCCCCUCCAUUCCAAGGUACACCUCUCAGCAUUGCCACUUUGUGAACUGCCAGUUUUGAGUCCUGUAUCCAAAAUGCAUACCCCAUGGUAGAAAAACCCACAAUGUAAAACUAGAUUUAUUGAAAGUGAGACAUGUUGGCAUGUGUUUUGGAUGCAAGAGUGAAAAUUGGCAAUUAUAUCAUUGCUGCUGUCUUCCUGUUUUGUAAAACCAUGUUUGCUUGUUUGUUAUCAUUGUCUUUUGUAAAGGUGUGAUAUGUUUGCAUCUGCAUUUUUGUUGGGAGUUUUGGCAGACAUACACUUAUGGUUUUAGAUUUUGCAUUUGCUUUCCAAAUGUAUGCUUAAAGAGUACAUUUAUUCUUGAGCUGCUAUUGAUUUAAAAGUUUGUUAUAUUGAUACGAACACCCAAGUAAAUUACCAACAUGUAUGGUAAAGUGCCUCAUGCACCAGUGUAUGUGUGUUAAUGCAUCAGGAUUUUUAUUUUGAUAUAUGUAGUUAAAAAGUAUAAUAUAUAUAUGGAAAUUUCAUAAAAGUGUGAUUUCCAUGCACAUUAUGUCAUAGAGUUAACAUCAGAAUAUAACUACACUUCCAGUGAUUUUUUUUUCUCCAAAAUAUAUUUGUCUACUUAA